Messenger RNA from Closterium sp. Yama58-4, 642 nucleotides. The record is from the annotation of a GenBank genome assembly. Lineage: Eukaryota; Viridiplantae; Streptophyta; Zygnematophyceae; Desmidiales; Closteriaceae.
AUGGGAACGAUGGGCUUGAUGCCUACCCUUCUGCACCCUGUCCCGCACAGCACACCAUACAAAGGCAUAAAGGUGCUGGGAAUAAAGCGAGUGGAGAAGGUUCUUCCUGUGGGAACCAGCCUCACAGUCGUGGGCGAGGCAGUGAGGGACGACAGGGGAAGCAUCACGCUGCAGCGGCCACACCAGGGCGGCCCAUUCUUCGUCUCGCCACGCUCCCUGGAUGCUCUCAUUGCCUCCAUCGGCACCUUCUCCCAGUGGUGCCGCUGGCUGUCGUAUGGGUGCACGGCGGUGGGUGCGGUGCUCAUAGUGGGUCGAAUCGUGGGGGGCGUGAUGGAGAGGAGGAGGAGAGCUGCUAUCAGGAGGAGAGUGUUAGAGGCAGAAGCAGCAGCAAGGGAUAAUCAGAGCAACUCAUCAGCCUCACAAAACGAUCCUGCCACGUCAGAUGCAGACAAGGAAGCUGCUGACGGGGACUUGCCAGCUCAGCUGCCCGACACCUGUGUGAUCUGCCAGGAGCAGAAAUACAACUCCGUCUUUGUCCCCUGCGGCCACAUGUGCUGCUGUGUGCACUGUGCAGCUCAGCUCACUCAGUGGCCCCUCUGCCGCCGCCGAAUCGACCAAUUAGUUCGAACCUACCGCCACUGA